AUGGCCUCCAUGGGUAUGCAGGUGCUGGGCAUCGCCCUUUCGGUCAUCGGCUGGUUGGCCUCCAUCCUCUGCUGCGCGCUGCCCAUGUGGCGGGAGACGGCCUUCGUCGGGAACAACAUCGUGGUGGCACAGAUCGUCUGGGAAGGGCUGUGGAUGAGUUGCGUGGUCCAGAGCACGGGGCAGAUGCAGUGCAAGGUCUACGACUCCAUGUUGGCACUGCCGCAGGACCUGCAAGCCGCCCGCGCCAUGGUGGUGGUGGCCAUUAUCCUGGCCAUCCUGGGCACCCUGCUGGCCGUCACUGGCGGCAAGUGCACCAAUUGUGUGGAGGAUGACACCGCCAAAGCCAAGGUCAUGAUCCUCUCUGGCAUCAUCUUCAUCGUCGCCAGCAUCCUCAUCCUCAUCCCCGUCUCUUGGUCAGCCAACGGUAUUGUCCAGGACUUCUACAACCCGCUGGUCUCUGACUCGCAGAAGCGGGACCUGGGCUCAUCCCUCUAUGUGGGCUGGGCGGCUUCGGCGCUCCUGCUGCUGGGAGGGGGGAUCCUGUGCUGCACCUGCCCCCCCCGGGGAGAGAAGCCCUACUCCGCCAAGUUCACGGCUGCUCGCUCGCUGCCAGCCAGCAACUACGUGUAG
Messenger RNA from Hirundo rustica (Barn swallow), 630 nucleotides. Its product is annotated as claudin-4-like. The coding region runs from base 1 to 630 and encodes 209 amino acids. Lineage: Eukaryota; Metazoa; Chordata; Aves; Passeriformes; Hirundinidae. The transcript has a single exon. Gene Ontology annotation, cellular component: plasma membrane; bicellular tight junction. Gene Ontology annotation, biological process: bicellular tight junction assembly; cell adhesion. The record is from RefSeq and is a predicted model, not a curated record. Gene Ontology annotation, molecular function: structural molecule activity.